Anoplopoma fimbria (sablefish) is the source of this 1619-nucleotide messenger RNA. It is a transcript of the gene psma6a, whose product is annotated as proteasome 20S subunit alpha 6a. Gene Ontology annotation, biological process: ubiquitin-dependent protein catabolic process. The transcript is spliced from 7 exons. Lineage: Eukaryota; Metazoa; Chordata; Actinopteri; Perciformes; Anoplopomatidae. The record is from RefSeq and is a predicted model, not a curated record. Gene Ontology annotation, cellular component: cytosol; proteasome core complex; nucleus. The coding region runs from base 91 to 831 and encodes 246 amino acids.
CGGGUUAGAUGUUUUCUUGUUUUGGCUCUGCAGCCUCUCAGGUUAGUUUCUCCUUCAGUCAACAACAGUUCAUCGGUGUUUCCAGCCGUCAUGUCUCGGGGGUCGAGUGCAGGGUUUGACCGCCACAUCACCAUCUUCUCCCCGGAGGGAAGACUCUACCAAGUCGAGUACGCCUUCAAAGCCAUCAACCAGGGAGGACUGACCUCUGUAGCAGUCAGAGGGAAGGACUGUGUUGUGAUCGUCACACAAAAGAAAGUUCCGGACAAGCUGUUGGACUCCUUGACGGUCACACAUCUGUACAAAAUCACAGAGAGCAUUGGCUGUGUUAUGACUGGAAUGACAGCUGAUAGCAGGUCUCAGGUGCAGAGGGCCCGGUAUGAAGCGGCUAACUGGACGUAUAAAUACGGCUAUGAGAUCCCUGUGGACAUGUUGUGCAAACGCAUGGCGGACAUCUCCCAAGUCUACACGCAGAAUGCUGAGAUGAGGCCGCUAGGCUGCUGUAUGAUAGUGGUCGGGCUGGAUGAGGAGUUGGGUCCGCAGCUGUAUAAGUGUGAUCCGGCCGGCUACUACUGUGGCUUUAAGGCCACGGCAGCUGGAGUCAAACAGACCGAGGCCACCAGCUUCCUCGAGAAGAAAGUCAAGAAGAAACUGGAUUGGACCUAUGAGCAGACCAUAGAGACGGCUAUCUCAUGUAUGUCAAGCGUUCUGUCCAUCGACUUCAAGCCCUCGGAGCUGGAGGUUGGAGUAAUCACUACAAAAGAGUCGAGAUUCAAGAUUCUGUCAGAGGCUGAGAUCGAUGUCCACCUGGUGGCUUUGUCUGAGAGAGAGUGAGGAAAGCCAGCAGCCGUUUUUCUGCUGACUCUGAAAAGGAUGAACAGCAACAACAGAAACCUCCCAACCCCCCUCAUCUUCUGUACUAAGGCCUCGUCCUAGAAGGAAGAUAAAGGAGGAGUUGGUAUCAUCUUGUUCGGAACAGUAAAGAACAACACAGUCCUUAUUACCAGGCUGGGGAGAAUAUGUUACCCACCUACAUUGGCACUAACCCCUCCUCCAUCCUCUCUGGUCAUAGCCAGGACCUGACUGGAACCAAUAUUAUCGACCCCUCUUUUUAUUUCCCUCCCAGCUGUACUGCAGGCAGCUGCCAAAUGUCACAGAGACAUUCAAAUCAGUCCACUAUAUGAUCCAUCAGUCCGACAUGCCCCUUUGGGUAGAGCUCAGCCCAAAUGACGUCAUUAAAUGGGUGUGUCAUGAGCAGAUUGGAAGAAAGGGAUGUGGUAUCACAACAACUACAGCACAAUACCUCUUCAUACAUCUAACAAUCCUAAUUACUCAGGGCUGCCACAACGUUUAUCUCCCCCAUUUUGUAACUGACUUCAACGUCUCCCGUCUCCAUCUUCUCUAGUUUCAGGAUGAUGUUUACACUCUGGUGUACUCGGGGAACAGCUGUGGGAAUUCUCCCAUCACAGACAGUAAUUAUUGUCACACCCUUGUUUAGGUCUGCUCAGGUCAACCGGAAGUCACUGAUUCUAUCAUCCUCUCCCCUGUGUCUGGAUCCUCCCCUCACCCCUCUGCUGCCACUGCUGUACAUUACUGCACUUCUAUUAAACACAAUGUUUUUA